This is a messenger RNA of Osmia lignaria (orchard mason bee), 4950 nucleotides long. Lineage: Eukaryota; Metazoa; Arthropoda; Insecta; Hymenoptera; Megachilidae. The record is from RefSeq and is a predicted model, not a curated record.
CUAUGCCUAUACAUAUACCUCAUCUGUGACAGUACUGUAAACGUAUGCUAUUAUUGUAAUUUAAUUCUUAUUGAAUUGGGUUCUUAGGUUCCUUGCGCCCAAAGAUUGUCUCUAAAUUUGUUUAUGAGACACGAACUGAUGGAUGUGCUUGUAAAAAAUUACGUGUAGUAAUUUAUUACGGCCGAAAUGUCGUACAAAAUUGGGCAACGUGUCGAAGUUCCUGGCAAGGACUGUCAAGGAGUAAUUGCUUAUAUUGGUCAUCCUAGUUUUGCAUCAGGAAAAUGGAUUGGAGUAAUACUUGAUGAACCAAAAGGAAAAAACAAUGGCACUAUUAAAGGUCAAUCUUAUUUCAAGUGUGCUGAAAAUCAUGGGAUGUUUGUACGACAAUCCCAGCUUAUUUUAUUGGAUGAAGCAGGUAAUAGAACAGAACCUGCUAGUCCAUCAUCAGCAGGUAGUAGUGCUACAACACCAGAUGAAACCAGUGCAGCACGUGCCAGAAGCCGGUUGAAUAGCAUCAGUACACGUCGAAGGAACGAACCUACUGCAGUACGGAGAAAAACAUCUCCUGCCCAUGUUACCCGGCAGCAAUCUGACAAGCUAUCUGGCUCGCGAUUAUCCUUGGCUGGUAGUAGAACGCUUUUAAGCGCGCCAAGUACCGAAAGUUUAUCGGGAUCGCAACAUGAACGUAAAGAUACAGGAGAGUCACUCAUACCAGCCCCAACUUCAACUAAACGAGCUUCAUUUAUCGAGAAGUCCCCUAGCACGAGCUCGCCUCCCGGCAAAAAGCCAAAGGCCCAAGAUGAUCACAAUAAUACAGGUUUUGUAGAAACUCUGAAACCCCAGUUUGUACCUGGCCAAGUCAUGGCAGGAUCUGCAGCAGCUGCAAAUCUGGUAGAAGAAAAACUGUCGCAUUUGCAACUUCAACAAGAAAAUGAGAAUUUGAAAUCUCAGGUUCGUGACCUUACCGAGAAAGUAGAAACUUUACGAGUGAAGAGAAUGCAAGAUAAAGAAAGGAUGAAAGACUUUGAGAAAACAAAACUUCAACUUGAACAGCUUCUUGAAUUUAAAACGAAAGUUAUGGAGAACCAAGCUAGUCUUCAAAGGGAACUUCAACGAGCACGUCAAGAAACAAGAGAUGCACACGUAGCUCGAGAACAAUUCCAAGAAGAAAUGGCAGAUCUCGCGGAAACAGUAGAAAUGGCAACAUUAGACAAAGAAAUGGCCGAAGAAAAGGCUGAAACGUUGCAGAUCGAGCUGGAACAAUUGAGGGAAAAGUUAGAAGAACAGACAUUGGAUUUAGAAAUAUUGCGCACGGAAAUAUCGGAAAGGUCCGCGGGAGGUGGUUCUACUACUGGUGUUUCGAGCUAUGAAAUAAAACAAUUAGAACAGCAAAACAAUCGAUUACGAGAAACUCUCGUUAGAAUGCGAGAUCUUUCGGCGCAUGAAAAGCACGAAUUUCAGAAACUUCAAAAGGAUUUGGAUCAGAAAAAAUCAGAGAUAUUAGAAUUAGGUCGUACGAAGGAAAAAUUGUCUGCGAGAGUAGAAGAAAUGGAACAUCAAAUUGCAGACCUACAAGAACAAGUUGAUGCUGCAUUAGGUGCUGAAGAAAUGGUCGAAGUGCUUGGUGAAAAGAAGAUGGCAUUAGAGGAAAAAGUUGCGGAGUUGGAGGAAGCUGUAUCAGAUUUGGAAGCUCUACAAGACAUGUCCGAUCAACUUGCCGAAUCAUCGAAAGAAUUAGAGCUAGAAUUGCGGGAAGAACUAGACCUGGCACUUGGAGCAGCGCGUGACGCUUAUCGUCAUCGAGACGCAGCUUUAGAAACGUUAGCGGAUCGAGAACUGACGAUUACAAAAUUCCGGGAGCUUACACAUCAACUACAAGAGCAAUGCUUGCAAUUACAACAACGCGUACAAUCAACAGAAACCUCUAAAUUAGGAGGAGGAGGAGGCGCAGAGCAACAAUUGGCAGAAAUUUUAGACUUCCAGAAAACUUUCGCCGAAACACGUGCACAAACGAAAGCUGUUGAUCUUGAAUUACGUCGUUUAGAAGCCGAAGAAGCCCGGAAUCAUGUCAAGUAUUUGUUAUCCUUUAUGCCUCCUGCAUUCUUAGGACGCGGCGGAGACCACGAUGCUAUACUGACUCUUCUACUUAUACCAAGAAUGAUACAAAAGACGGAAAUACUUAUAUCGCAAGUGCGAGAUAAAUAUAGGUCUAUAGAUAAAAUUGAUAGAACAGCAGUCGUGAAGGGUCACGCAGUAGCACAGUACACGUUCAGAGCUCGUUUGUGCUCGUACAUGUACGCGUUACAAACGUUCCUAGGUUGCUUCGAUUCUGCUCUAAAUGUUUGCACUACUGAAAUGUUACUUAAAGCUGGAGCAGCUUAUCCAGAAAUGGCUGCCCAAGAAAAGGCAUUGGAUGCUUUGAUAGAUUUAGCUAAAAGGGAUCAGUUGGAUGAAAAUCUACCAAUGGAUGCUAUUGAGAAGUGUUGCGGAUACUUCUGUACUAUGUUCUCUGUCCUAUUUGGAGAAACUAUCAGUCAAGCCCGGUUAGUGGUAAACGGCACUAGAAUGUUGGACAGUUCUUGCGAUGCUGUCACGACUGAUGCUGCUGCAAUUAAAAUCUUAAUUCAAGGAGACGGCGGUGAUUUAGGUCUGCUUUGUCAACAUGCAGAAACUACGUGCGAGGUGAUUCAACAGCACUUAAGAUCAGCCAGGAGAAGGGUACUGACGGAUCAUAGCGCUGCGUUCCAUGCUGCGGAAUCGAAUUUAGGAUUGGAUAAUGACUGCACCGAACAAAUGUUCACGUGUUACCAACAUGCGGUUAAAAUGAUGAAGACGCUGCAGUCAUUGUUGAAGAGUGCGGUACAAGCAAUUAUCACGAAUGGGGACUUGGAGACAGGGCUCAGUACGGAAAAAUUAAAAGAAAUGGCUUCGAUAUCGUGUGAGAAAGUAUACGAUACCGAGGAUGUCGGGCCCGUGGCUACGAUUAAAGGAAGUCUUACAAUUAUCCAACAAUUAGCAGCGAACUUGGCACAAAAGAUGGCCGAAUACGAAAACGAGCUGGCUAUAAGCGGUCAAUUAUCGCUACAGUUAGAACAGAAUGCAGAAAAUGAAAGCAUACAACCGGUUAAAAUAAGGGCUCAAGCAGCGAAGAAAGAAGCGGAAGAAACUAAGAUACUCAGUAGAAAAUUAGAAGCUAGAGAUAGCGAUAUACGGGAAGCAAGGAUAGCUCUUAGAGAAAAGCAAGAGGAAUUAUGCGAGAUGAUUUUAAGGAAAGAUGUCGUAGAGAAAAAGCUUGCAACACAACAACACGAACAUGAAUUAAAUGUGGAGAAGUUGAAGAGAAAACUGGAAGAAGCUCAGAAUCAAUUAAAACGAAAGGAAAAAGAAUUCGAAGAGACGAUGGAUCAUCUUCAAACCGAUAUCGAUAGUUUGGAAACCGAGAGAGGUCAAUUAAAGGAGAAAUUAAAAUCUAUUGGAAAGAAAACGAUGAUGUCUCUGCCUGUAGGAGACAACGUAACAGGAAGUGUAACAGCAGGAUCAGGAAUUCAAUCAUUGGAUAAUAAAUUCUUAAUGCAAGAAAUAAACUCUCUCAGGGAAGCAUUACUCAGUGAAACUCAACAGAAGAAGAAAUUAAUGUCUGAUACAUUGCGUGAAAAGUUGGAAAGUUUAGAUCCUAUUGCACCUCCAGCAAAAUCAGGAUCAACUAAUGCAAAGAUAUUAGAAUUGAAGAAGAAAACUAACGAUCUUACUAAGGAUAUCAAGCAAGCUAUGACAUUCCCUACGGUUCCUGAUCUAAGGCGUAAGAAGAUAUUAGAAAAAACAAUGCCGUUACAUCAUCUGUUGCAACGUCAAAUAAUUAUGAGAGAAUUAAAAGACCGAGCUGAUCAGUUGGUUGAUGAAGUUCGCGAGGAGAUUGUAAAGAGAACGGCAGGAGGAAAGGCUGAAGCGAACUUUGCAGUAUUUCCAAACCGUGAAAUGGCAGCAGCGAUGCAAGAAAAUCAAUUAUUUGCUGCGGAAGUGGUGAUUCCCCAUAAGGGUUCAGAACAAGUUUUGACUGUUAACGUAGGUACUCAGGAACUUAGAAAAAUUCAUACUUUACUAUGCUAUUAAGUUUGCUAGUUGUUGUCUAGUAGCACGUAUCUGAUGUGGCAGAAUAUGCUACCACACAACUGCUAACAAUUACAAUGUGGUUGUAAGAUAUUAAUUCGUAGUUUGCUUUAUAUUAAAUUCAUACAUGAGAUGUGAUAGCCGAUGAUGUUCUGUUGCAACUUAUGUACAAUUAAUCUAUUUUAUAUAUGAAAAGAGAAUAAUUAAGUUUUUAUAUCCGACGAAAGGAGCAGAUUAAAUCUAGUGAUAAUAUAUCUUUUUUGAGUGUGCGAUUUUAUUUAUUUGAUCGGCUAUAGCACGAUGACCGGUGCAUCGUAGCUGGUAGUCUGUAUCAUUUUGUUCUUUUAUAAACUCAAAUAUAUCAUUACUAUUAACAAUUUGAACAAUCAAGUUCUGCGCCUCUAUGACUUCUGUAUAAUAUCUUUUAUGAAUUAUCAAAUAUAUGACUUAAAAAUAUUUACAUAAAUAUCCUUUACAUUAUCCCAUGUGUCAAGAAUAUCGCAACACAGUUACUGGGAGCAAGUAUAUCGUCCAUUUUGAACAAUAUGUUACUACCAUUCUGGAUAACUAUAAUAAUUGUGUAUUGCCAUAAAAAUUGACACUUAAUGAAAUGGAAACUAUAAUACAAUGUUUCAAUUUUUAUUUAUAGCAAUAAAAGAAGCAGUAAACCGUUGAUAUAUCCUUCAUUAUUUAUGAAGUAACGUAUGCCUUAAUUACUGUCAUAAUUUUAUUAUACAUACACACACAUAAAAUGUUAUCUGUAUACAAUGUGGUCUCGUAUCAGUCAACAUGAUAUUUAUACUAUCUGUCUUUUAAACAGAACAAAAAAAAAAAAAGAGAUUA